Siniperca chuatsi (mandarin fish) is the source of this 3387-nucleotide messenger RNA. RefSeq names its product synaptotagmin-4. Gene Ontology annotation, molecular function: phosphatidylserine binding; SNARE binding; clathrin binding. Gene Ontology annotation, cellular component: synapse; axon. The record is from RefSeq and is a predicted model, not a curated record. NCBI's taxonomy places the organism in Eukaryota, Metazoa, Chordata, Actinopteri, Centrarchiformes, Sinipercidae. Bases 119 to 1627 code for a protein of 502 amino acids. Gene Ontology annotation, biological process: calcium-ion regulated exocytosis; vesicle fusion; regulation of calcium ion-dependent exocytosis. The transcript has 5 exons.
CAGUCACCCGAUGAAGCUAUUGGCUGGAAGGCUUCAGGUCCCUGCGCACUGGCGAUGGACCGCUCUCAUAAACAGCCCCUCACACUGACUCAACACACACAUCAAACUGUGUGGGAACAUGUCGCAGUACACUCUGGGAGUUCACCUGCAGAUCCUGCUGGCUGUGGGGCUGGCUGUGUUCUGCUACUGUCUGGUUCUCGGUUGCAUCCUUUGCUGUCGCAAAAGGAAGAGUGUUUCAUCGAAGGACAAGGAGGCAGUUUUCUUGUCUCCUCAUCCUGCUGAGAGCGUGACCGUGACAUUGACUCCAUCUCCAUGUACCCAGCCCGUCAAGCAGCAGUACGAGGAGCUGGAUGGGGACGUGUUGGAAUUUCCUUCCUCUAAAAGCAGCUCUUCUCCCUCUGAGGAUGACGUCACUGCUCUGCCCUUUGACCUCAGCCCUACCAGAUCAGCUGAGCUGGUGCAGUCUCAUGGGUCUUCUUUUCCAAUGCGACGCCUCAGCACCCCGGCUGUUCCCUGCUCACCCAAUAAACGUCCAAGUCAUGGCAGAGCCUCUCUGCCCUCCCUCACUAAGUUGAGCCUGGUGUCCAAGUCCCGUCGGGCAAUGGGUCGACGCAGCACUGUGAGCGGUGAAAGCUUUCUUUACAGCGAGAGCAGUCAACUGACCGCUGGUACUGCCGGAGCUCCCACCCAGCGGGGGGAGACCUGUCUCUCACAGUAUGGCUCUAACUCUCUCUCCAUCCCCUCCAAGCAAGCUCCUUUCCUGCACUUCUCCUUGCUCUUCUCCUCUGUCUGUGGCACCCUGGUGGUCAACAUCCUGGGGCUCUCGGGGGCCAGUCGAAGGCGCAGCGGGGUGUUUGUCCGGGCCAGCCUUCCUCCCCUCUGCCCCUCCCCACAGCAGCCAGCCUCUCGGCGCCGCAGCCUCAGCCCAGAUCUCCACAGCCAGAGCUUUAUUCUGCAGGUGGGCUCUGUGGAAGAGCUCCGCACCUGCACCUUGAGACUUGCUGUCUACAGCAGGGACUUCUCAGGCCUAAGAGAAGCUGCGCUGGGGGUGGUGGAGCUGCUCUGUGAACAGAUGGAUUGGGAGCCUGACACCACCACCACCUACACCAGGCAGCUCAGCCCAACUAAAAGCAAGCUAAAAAAGAGUGUGAGUUCUCAGGAAACAUUGGGUCACAGGAAGAGCUCGGUGUGUGCGCCGCGGGCUUUGGGCCAGCUGUUCAUCCUGCUGCAGUACCAGACGCUGGCCCAGCGAAUCAAGGUGAUGGUCCGAAAGGCUGAGAAUCUGGCGAAGCUCACACGGAUCCCUGGAGCUCCAGACCACUACGUUGUCAUCAACCUGCGUCAGGAUGGGAAAGUAAUUGGUACCAAGGAGACCAAAGGGGCCAGCGGUCCAAACCCUGUCUGGAACGCUCCAUUCCUGUUUGACCUGCCCUCUGGUGACAUCACUCAGCUACCAUUGGACCUUGAGUUUAUUGUCAUGCAGGGCCGUCUCUACACUAAGAGCAGUAUUCUGGGUCGCGUGUUGAUUGGCAGCGAUGCUUCAGAGGCGGGACAGGGACACUGGAAGGAAAUGUGCAGUCGGGGUCAAACUGAGACGGCCCGCUGGCACACCAUCCAAUCAGACUGACUGAGCUGCUGUUCCUCCACCGCCCAGUGAGUGAGAGUUGGAGUUAGGUGGGGUGCACACGCCUCUCUCGCUUUCAAAGUAUUUAUUUUCAGUUUUUUUAUUUUUAGGUCUGUUGUGCAUUUUUGGUAGCUAUGGCAACUUUUUAUCAACAGAAAAUGUUCAUGAAUUCAAUAACUGGUAAUGCUGUUUUAGGGAGAGACAAAUAUCAGACAAAUAUCCAGAUAGUCCGUGAGUAUCUACAGGGCUUUAGAGGGAGAAGCACUGAUCACUGUAUGGAGGAGGGAUGUGCCGCAGCUUUCUCCGUAUCAACAGUAUUCUGCAUCCUGAUGCUUGCCUUUGUGACUAUUUCCACCGUGACUUUUUAAAACUGUAGUCUGUAUAACUGUAUCAUUCUGGUUGUAUGCAACUUGUGCUGAUGUUGUGGUAUUGUUUGUAUUGUGCUCAGAGGCUACAAAUGUUGAUUGACCACGACUUGUUGGAUUCUCAGAAAUUUGACAGUUACAGAGCAUAUAUGUUGCCACUCUGCUCGUGGUUUGCCGUGGUGUAUUACUGUGCCAGUAUUUGUCCACAUACUGUAAAUACCUCUUCUUACUAAUAUUUAUGAGGCCGUUACAGUGGCCUCACUUUGUGUGGCAUGCCUGCUGAAUUAUUGUUUUGUUUUGUUCAGUUCCCAAGAGGAUUUGUUCUCUUUUUGUCCGCAGGAAACAAUAAACAUGUGGGAGCUUGAUGGUUCACAGAUACCGUUGCUUAGUUUUAAAUAGAUACUGACCUGGUUUUACUGUAUAAUGUUUAGUUGUCUGCAUUUGGCAUGCUAAUGUGCAGUAAAUGCAUAAGAAAAUAUUUCUAUAAUAGAACUUUAUUCAAAAAUAAUGCAAAACAGAUGGAUACAAGAAAGAAGAACCACUUUACAUUGUGUCAGCUGUGUCAGGUCUUUGGCAGCCAAAUGAUUGUGACCAAGCAGCAGCAUUACCAAAUAACAUUACUGACUGUCUAUCAUGCACUACUCAUCCACUGUGGCUCCUUUGCUAUUGGACUUUAUUACUGGACACAAUCUGCAGCAGUUUCUCAAUUUUUUAUUAAUGAGGCCAACACAAGAGAGGCCCCGAUGAAGAAUAACAUUAAACUUGAUUGCAUGAUAACUUUGGAAAACAACUGUCUCAGCAUGGACUGACAGUUUUAUCUGCAGUCAAUGGAACACUACAAAAUAGAAACGGAAAUAGAUGUGGUCUAUUUUAGACAGACUUGUAAAUCAUUCAGCUAGUUCUUUUUUGAAGUGAAGCUGGAUAAUAAAGUUGGACAACUGAAACAAUAAAAAAAUGUUACUUAUUACAUAUUACAUUGUAUUUGACAUUUGACUGGUCUCUUGUUGUCAGGAUUAAAAACAACAAGAGUUUAAAGGUCUUAGACUAAAGAUGUACGAAAUAUCGUGUCAAUAUUUCUUUAUAACACUUUAAUUUCAAUAUUUGAAAAAUGUGACACCUGCUCUAACAAAGGGUUUGAACAUAACAAGUCUUAACAUUUAUUCCACAGCCUUCACAUAUAUGAUAAUGACAGAAACUUUAAUGUGUUUUUAAUAGUAACAUGUAACUUUUUUUUGCUUCCAGAAAGGAAUUGUUGUGUUGUGUUUGUAUUUAUAGUAUAUUGACCAUGUUGAUGCCUGCUGGUGGCAUAUAUUGUCUCAAGUGUAUAUGAAUGUCUUUGCUUUUAAAAGGGAACAGUUUCAAAGACUUUAGAAUAAAUUGAUAUAUUAUAUAAAUGGA